AUGGGCGGGAGAGGCUGGCAUGAUGGGAAUCAGGACUGUACGCGUGUGUUAUGUGCCGGGUUGAAUGGGAAGGGAGAAGUAAGAGCCCAAGAGGCAGAGAGACUGGGAGAGGUGUGCAUCUAGCCACAAUGUCCACCAAGAGGUUGCGCAGUGACGACUACAGUGACUACAGCUCAACAGAGGUGUCCCCUGAUGGCAGCCCUCCAGAGGGCUUAAACAAUUUUUCUGGCUCAGCAUCCUAUCAGCGGUUUGGAGGGGAAGAUGGGACAACAUGGCUUCAAACCUUAAUACAUCUCUUGAAAGGGAACAUUGGUACAGGUCUGUUGGGUCUUCCAUUAGCCAUCAAAAAUGCUGGCAUUGUGAUGGGUCCUGUCAGCUUGCUUGUGAUUGGAAUAAUUGCAGUCCACUGUAUGGAUAUCCUGGUCAAGUGUGCCCACCACUUCUGCAAAAAACAUCAGAAGCCAUUUGUGGAUUAUGGUGAUGCAGUGAUGCAUGGGCUGGAAGCCAGCCCCAUUGCAUGGCUACGGAAUCAUUCCAUCUGGGGAAGGUAUUUAGUGGGUUUUUUCUUGAUUGUUACUCAGCUGGGAUUCUGCUGUGUAUAUUUUGUUUUCCUAGCUGACAAUCUGAAACAGGUGAUAUCUGCUGCCAAUGGUACGACCAACAACUGCAAUUCUAAUGAAACCUCACUAUUGGCUCCAACCAUGAGCUCUCAGUUAUACAUCCUGUGCCUGUUGCCCUUUGUGAUAUUACUAGUUUUCAUCCAGAAUCUCAAGAUACUUUCCAUUUUCUCCAUGCUGGCCAACCUCCUCAUGCUUACCAGUUUGAUAAUGAUAUACCAGUACAUUGUCAGGGGCAUUCCAGAUCCCUCCAAUCUGCCACUGGUGGCCCCAUGGAAGACAUUUCCACUGUUUUUUGGCACAGCCAUCUUUGCUUUUGAAGGCAUUGGUGUGGUGCUCCCUCUAGAAAACAAGAUGAAGACCCCUCAGCACUUCCCCAUCAUUCUUUAUGUGGGGAUGGCAAUUGUGACCAUGGUCUACCUCAGCCUGGGAACGCUGGGAUACUUACACUUUGGAGCUAACAUUCGUCCCAGCAUAACUCUCAGUCUGCCAAACUGUUGGAUGUACCAGUCGGUCAAGCUCCUCUACUCCACUGGGAUCUUCUUCACUUACGCACUCCAGUUCUAUGUCCCUGCAGAGAUCAUCAUCCCUACAGCCCUCGCACAGGUCCCACAGCGCUGGACCGUAUGGUUCAAUCUGCUCCUGAGAGCAUGCCUUGUCUGCGUCACAUGUCUGCUAGCAAUCCUGAUCCCGCGGCUGGACAUCGUCAUCUCUCUGGUGGGUUCGGUGAGCAGCAGCGCUCUGGCCCUGAUCAUCCCACCCCUCUUGGACAUCCUCACUUACUCCUCGGAAGGCAUGCACCCACUUACCAUUGCCAAAGAUGUCAUGAUCAGUUUCCUAGGCUUUUGCGGAUUUGUGGUGGGGACUUACGAGUCUCUCGCAGAACUCAUCGUCCCGACGGUUUCCAAUGUCACCAGUGCCUCCCCGUGACACUUCCGCCUCUCCACAGCUUUCACUUCCUCAUUGCCGUGCCACUUUUCAGCAGCCUGAUGGGAUCCUGAUAUCCUCCGUAGCAACUGCAGUGACCGGCUGAUCCUUUCCCCCUCCCAAACAUACUUAUAUAUAUUUUUUCUAACAAAGGAACAACACUGCAGUGAAUAGGACAGGACUUGGAUCUCUGUGGCCCAUCUACACUUCUUUGUGUGCACGCCUGGGGUUGAUACAAGAGCCUUCACAGAAUGAAGAUUGGAGCGAACCAGGAUGGAAUGGGCUGCUGUUGUCUUCUGAGCGGCCGUCAACCUUCUUGAGACACAGAAUGGUCUGCAAGAGGCUUGGCGCCAUUACACGCUUCUGCAUCUGGAGCAGGGAUUGUUUGAGGGGGUCUACAAAUCACGGUGCUGUUCAGAAGUCACCACGAAUAACAGUUUCUUUGUUGCAGCUCUGAAGCACUUCUGCUGGCCAUGUUAAAGAGUGCAUGGUGCUCUAAAUGCAGAAUUGAGUUACUGUGUAAAUUGCAUUGUCUGAUAUUUAUUAUGGAAGGUGGUGUGUAACUUGGGAAUGGCAGAAAGCAGAGAAGAGGGGGAAGGGGAAAUGAAAGACAGUUAGCUUUUUUCUUUUAGUGGAUGUUGCACAUUGGUGUUCCCUUUCCUGUUAUUGUUUUUUUUUUUCCCUGCUGUAAUCGUUCUCUGAUUUGGUGCGUUUAUUGGUAGCAAUGCAUAGUCUCAUAAGCAGGUUCAGGCAGCUUCAGUUUGGCUGUAUGCAGAAAAGAAUGGCAUGCUUAGAAGCUCAGGCUCCUGUAUGCAAUAUCUCCCCAGGCUGAAACCAGGACACAACAGAUAUUUAAAAAACACUAAGAGAAACAUGCUUGCUGGAGAAGAGCACAGGAUGCAGGACAGGAAAAUGUUUUAGAGGAAGAUAAUUUCAUUCACUGUUGUAUCAUCAGAGAGGGGACUGGCAAACCAAUAUAAACGAUCCUCUCUUGUCAAGGAAACCAAAAUCAAAGGGUGAUAAUAUGAAGGGAAGUUUCUUACUUUAAAAUUACACCCAACCACCCUGCCACUGCAUGUUGCUGCCUCACUCUGCUGCUAACAGGUAACCUCCAUAACGCAGGCCCCAAUUUAAACGUUGUCCUCUCAGUCUAGCAGUGAAAAUGUAGACCCACUGGUGGAAGAGAACCCCCCCCCUUCUACAGCCUUCUGCCCCCUGCAAAGUUUGCUCCAAAAUGUUAGAAGACCCUCCGAGGAAGAUUGGGGGAAGGUUUGUUUGCUGCACAGAUGCGGUAGGUUAGGGGGAAGCUUUGCUGUGCACAGGGCCCUGUAAUGAAGUGACAUUGUUCUCACAAGCAGCCUGAGAUAAAAAGCGAAAUGUCAUGUACAGUACUCUGAGGAAGACCUGUGUAUCUUAUCUUAAAAAGUGGACUUGGCAGGUGCGGCUUUCUCAGCCCUAAUUGCAGCACUUCCCUAACCACGUGUGCUCAGAAGUAACUUGCACUUACUUCAGCGGAGCUUACUUCCAGGUAGCUUUCUGUAAGAUUGCAGCCUUGACAUCUUAACAAGACCCAUUGUUAAAGUUUAUUCUGCAGACAAAGUGGCCUGUAAGAAAAAAAUCAAUUGUGUAACACCAUCCAAUUAUCGUGUAUUUAACAUUAUUUUUUCCAGUUCAUUUCUUUUUCUACUUCAUGCAUCGCUUGCAUUGACUCCAUCUAGCUCAUCCAUGACUGCCACACUACUGGCGUAGGUUGUCCUCCUAUACCCAUUACCUGGGAGGAGCUCUUCCUGAAUCCAGUGAGCUAGAUAGAUAUAUGUAAGAUUGCACUGUUAUUUUUUUUUUCAAUUAAUGAGCAAAUAAUAAGAUCAUGGGUGCAGUAUCUGAGGUUUCUCUUUUUGAGAACAGCCCUUCUGUAUGGAUUUCUUUACAACAGCGUGAAGUGCAUACAAUUUCAGUCUUUCCACUGCCCAAGCACAGAGCUGGGAAUAAGGGAUUACAUGAGCAGUCACAGAUGUCUCUCCAGCGGUGGCACUUUUGUGUUCCAGUGUCAUUUUUGACAGGCAUUUACUCAGGCAGAAGUAGGAGUGACCUGCGUUCUUUAAUUGACGUUUUUUGUUAAAGGAUAGAGAGUGACUUCUUAAAUAUAUAAUCAUCAUGGUCAAUCCUCUUCUCUCCACUUUUUAUGUUGAUACCAUUGUAAGAGACAGUUCAGAUUAAUUUCCUGUCCUCUUUCUCAUGCCCUUAAAUGACAAAUGUGCCCACUGAGGUGAGCCAGCUUUCACUGGCCAAAACGCCUCUUCCUACAUGGCAAUAGAGGCAGGAGAUUAUAAGCACACCAGGUACCUUCAGUCUACUGUCUCCGUUACUUAAUUCUGAAACAUUACCUGAAAUUACUUGAGUUUUUCCCAGUGAGUCUAGGACACUGGAAUAUUGGAUCCUUUACAGAGCAGAGCUCUGCUGUGACACUGUCUUUCUUUGUGCCUAUUCAUAUUCUAUCUAUGUUGCCACAAGAGUUGUAGUUGAUAUUAUAUAGAACACCUGCACAAUGUUCGUAGGAAUAAGAGUAGAGAAAGUGAAAUGAGCUAAGAAGUUGUAACUUCAUAUGAGUGUCUCUCUUUUAUGAGCAGGUAUACAGUACUUAGACCCUUUUUCCAAGAUUCUUUGUGAGGGGUAUGCAUUAGAAUAAGUCAUUUCCCAUAAGCAGUGGGCUGGACUUCUGCAGAAUUUCUCAGUUCCUUGCUAAUGUUGUGCUUUGAGUUGUUGUGGGUCAGUCACUGUGCAAAAAGUAGGACUUUUGCAAUGUGGCACAAUAUUUGGGAGAAGGGGCCGUGGAUGCAAAGAAGCAAAAUCAGGGUCAGAAGUGGGGAGAACAAGAAAUGGUUAUAGACUAUAUUUUGCCUUCAUUUAGCUCCCGCAUUCCUUUGGCUUUUGAGUGUCAAGAAACCGAAGACCACAGGGAUUGCAUUCAGAAUGUCAACAUGCCUUUUCUGUCGCCAUUGAACCAGAGGCUGGGAAAAAGAUAACUUUGGACUGUGGUGCUCAGGGCUAUGGGAUUCUAGUAACUGCAGUCUAAGAAAGUCAUUUGCCAACUUCUUUGUGUAGAACUUCCACUGGUUGGAAACUUUGUAGUACAGUACUUUCUUGUAUACAAGACAAGGAAGUAUUGUUGCUGACCUCCUGCCACUUCCAUGAUUUUAGUGGCUAAUGGCGAGAAUCCUAUUGGAGAGUUACACAUAUGUAAGUGACAUUGCAUAAGUCACAAGUGUAAAGUGCCACCAAGUAACAGUGUUAGUUACAUUUAUGACCAUAUGUGACUGGGAUGUAAAAAGGAAUGUGACUGGUGCCUCAUCAAUCUAUUGCAUUUUGGUGGUGCAAACUGAUUUCACUUGCACAUUCAUGUAUCUCUAACAGGAUUCUGGCUGUUGUGUGUUCACUGGCAUUGUGUGUACAAACAAAUGGAAGAUUCUUGUUAUUGUUGUUAGUUAUUUCCAUCUUUUAAAAUGACUUUAUUUUGACUUGAACUACUUUAAGUUUUUUUUUAGAGUAAUGUAUUCAUUAUUCAUUUUGCGGGGACACAUAUGGAUUAUUGCUAAUUAUAAUAUGUAUCACUGGGACAGAAAGGUAGUGCCAAAUAAUCAAACUAUUGUAGUUUUGUUAACAUUGCUUGUUCUGUGGUGGUCUUUGGGGAUACAGUGGGGUCUCUACUUAAGAACGUCCCUACUU
Messenger RNA from Pogona vitticeps (central bearded dragon), 5267 nucleotides. Its product is annotated as proton-coupled amino acid transporter 1. Gene Ontology annotation, molecular function: glycine transmembrane transporter activity; amino acid:proton symporter activity; L-proline transmembrane transporter activity. The record is from RefSeq and is a predicted model, not a curated record. Gene Ontology annotation, biological process: L-alanine transport; proton transmembrane transport; glycine transport. Gene Ontology annotation, cellular component: vacuolar membrane. NCBI's taxonomy places the organism in Eukaryota, Metazoa, Chordata, Lepidosauria, Squamata, Agamidae.